Dermatophagoides farinae (American house dust mite) is the source of this 1534-nucleotide messenger RNA. RefSeq lists its product as uncharacterized. NCBI's taxonomy places the organism in Eukaryota, Metazoa, Arthropoda, Arachnida, Sarcoptiformes, Pyroglyphidae. The record is from RefSeq and is a predicted model, not a curated record.
CCCAAUCAAACGUUAAAUUCGAAUCAAAAAAAAAAAAAAAAAAAAAAAAAAAUUUUUUGACAGUUGAAAAUUAAAAUUUCACCUAUUACUACUGCUGGUGUUGUACUGAGAAAACAUUAUUGAUUUUUCAUUUUUCAUUUUGUCAAAUGAAAUAAUUUCGAAACAAGAAAAUACAUGGAUCAUCUUCCUAAUCAAAAUCUUGUCGAUCGUGUAAAUGGAUUAAUCGUUAAACAUUCAUUGGCCGUACCACGGCUAGUAUCAUCACGUUACAUAAACUAUCAAUUUUGGGCCACAAUAUUUACACGAUUAUUUCGUGUCAAAUGUGAUUUGUCAUUGCGUACGAAUCGUGAACGUUUGGAAAUGAUUCGUUCUUGUUUAAAUACACUGGAAUUAUUGGCUGGUAUUUCAUUGGAUCAUAUUAAACCAUUACGAUUACUUAAUUAUGAUGUGGCUACCAUUUCGAAUAUGUUGGAAAUUGCCGAAGUUUGGGGUGAACAUAUGAAUGAUGAUUUUCAAAAUUUCGUUGAUGAUAGUGAUUGGCUUGAUUGCGAACUAAAAACAACAACAACCAAAAUGAAAAAUUCCAAUCUCAACAUUCAACAAUCAUUAUCCAAAUCUGAACCACUCAUGGUGAAUCAGAUUUGCGAUUCAACAAAGGCAAACAAUUUGGCCGAUCUGUUGUACAAGGCAUUGAAGAAUCAGAUUAUUGCAUUAGAAAUUGAAAAAAAGAUUAAAUCCUAUCUUGGUGAUGUAAGUGUUAAGAAUCAACAAAAUAUUAAAAAUGAAUUAAUCCGUGCUUCACGUCAAAGUAUUGUACGAACCCGAACAAUUCAACCGAUGGCAACAUUUGAUUUUAAUUUUACACGUGAAGAAAAACGAAAUCCAAUAUUAAGUGUUGAUCUUGAACGAUUGUAUCCAGAAAUAUCGACAGAACAGUUGAAAAAGAUUCAACAUUUGGAACAAAAUCUGUUGGUCUUACAAAGAGGAAACCUGAAAGUCGGUCAAUUGAAUCGAGUUCAUUUGAAUCAAAUUUUAAGCUAUACAAUUGAAAAACAACGACGACUAAUUGAAAUGACAAAUAAUUUUGAUGAUUAUGGUGAUGAUAAAUCUAGAUUUCCAAACAAACAACGUCUACAAUUAUCGAUUGGCCAAACAAUUUCACAACGUGAACUGCGAUCACAAAAAGCAUCACUGUCAGAAGAAAUUCGUAAAUUUUCUAAAUCAUCAAAGGCUGCCUAUUUGAAUGCACGGUCAUAUUUGGAACGAAUUUUAGUCGAAGAAUUUCGUAAAGUUGAUUCACACCAGCGUGAUCAUUUGAAUGAAAUACGUCGUUAUCUUCGUGAUAAUCAGGACAAUAUGGAAUUGGAUAAGGUUCGAAAUUUAUUCGAAAUGAUUGAAAAUUUAUUUUAAAUUAAUUUAUCUGACGAUAGAUGUCUGUAUCUACGUUUUUUACGAUAUUUAUGUACGACCAACCAAUGCGUUUUAUUGAAUUCAAUAAAGAAAAAAAAAUUCAUUCUUUUCCAAUACAUAAAAA